Molecule: messenger RNA, 1077 nt
Organism: Symbiodinium necroappetens
Lineage: Eukaryota; Dinophyceae; Suessiales; Symbiodiniaceae
Source: the annotation of a GenBank genome assembly
AUGGCGUCCGUCGCUGUGGCCGUCGUUCUCAUGAGCGGCAGGAAGGUUAACAUCGAGGUGCCAAGUACUGCCUCACUGGAUGAGCUGAAGCAGCGUGCAGGGAAUGCUUUGGGCAUUCGGGGCAGCUUGCUCCACUCUUCAGGCCGCUUGCUCGAGGGCCCCCAGACGGUGUGCGAAGCAGGUCUGCAGAUGGGCGAUGUCCUCACAUUGCACAUGAGGCCUAUCUCUGUCGCGGCCACGCAUGGGGCCUUUGCAGCUAUCCUGUCCGAUGGAAGUGUGGUGAGCUGGGGCCAUGGAGAACUGGGUGGCGACUGCCAAAGCAAGCAGUCUCGAGAGCAUCCCAGAAAUGUGUGGUUCUUAAAGACCACUGAUGUUUCCGUUGCAGCUGUGCUAGGCACCGGGAAUGUGCUGACAUGGGGCUAUGCAUUCCACGGCGGUGACAGCAGCAGCGUCCAGGAUCAGCUUCAAGACGUGACACAUCUUCAGGCCACUAGUUCUGCCUUCGCUGCCGUUCGCAGGGACGGUUCCGUGGUGACCUGGGGUUUGCCUGAGCGAGGUGGCGAUAGCAGUUCUGUCCAGAAAAGCUUGCGGAAUGUGCUGCACAUCCAAUCUACUCAGUGUGCCUUUGCUGCCAUUUUGGAUGAUGGCUCGGUCGUCACCUGGGGCAGCAGCAAUGGUGGUGGCGACAGUUCUGCAGUAGAUGCACAGCUGAGGGAUGUGCACAGCAUUCAAUCGACACAGAGCACUUUUGCGGCAAUCCUGCGAAACGGCUCCGUCGUGACGUGGGGUCGCCAGGAAGCCGGGGGCGACAGUACUGCAGUCCAGCACCGGCUGAAGAAGGUGAAGGAUGUCCAGUCCACGUUGCAUGCCUUCGCCGCCAUUUCCGAGGAUGGGUCUGUCACAACCUGGGGUCAUGCCAGCCAUGGCGCCGACAGUUCUGCCAUAGAGGGGCGGCCCAAUAACGUGCAUCAAAUCCAGGCUAGCAGUUCUGCUUUUGCCGCCUUACUCAUCGAUGGAUCUGUGGUGACACGACAUUUGGAUUGGCCCACCACAUCCAGACCUGAAUAUCGAAUAUGA